AUGAACUACUUCGCGAGCAAUAAUUGGGGCAAGAAUCAGUAUCAGAAUCUGAACGAUGCCCAUAUACAAAGCAACUCGACAAUCCGCUUCAUUCUCUGUUGCACUGCAUUGGGUCUAUGUUCGACACUGUUGAUACUCUCGUUAUGGAAUCCUAAUGCAUAUAUUCCAACAAUCCGUACACAUGUAUUGCACUUGGAUCGACGGCAAUCUCUCCUACACACAGUUUCUGACAAGUUUUUAUCAUUUGGUCUCGACACGUCCUUACUUCGAAGGAUGAACGAAUUGCCCGUCGAACAGGAGAAAUUUAUCAACUUGGGCCGUCAUUUGAGCCCCGCUUAUGUUAGAGUGGGUGGAACAUCUGCGGAUUGCCUAAUAUUUGAUCAGAAUCAGAUUGUGCAACGCUCAUCUGAAGAGAUUCUCAGUCCUGUGGAUGGCCAAGAUAUCAGCAAUUUUACCAUUUCUGGCACAGACUUGCUCACUGUCUACAAUUUUGCAGUGAAGUCCAAGUUGCGAAUGAUCUUUGAUCUGAAUGUGUUGCUCAGAAAUCCAGAUGGAUCUUGGAAUGACACUAAUGCGCAAAAGAUUAUCACCUUUGCUAAGAAUCAUGCCAUGGAAUUAGAUUGGCAAUUAGGAAAUGAACCGAAUUCCUUUAAACACGUAUUCAACAUGACGAUCUCCGCAAACGAACUUGCAAAGAAUUAUGAUCGUUUGAGGCAAUUGUUAGACGAGGCGGGGUACGUCGAUAGCAUCCUCGUCGGACCGGAAGUGAAUCAUGUCGGAGAACGGAGUCAUAUGGGAGAGGAAUAUGCUGAGAUAUUUUUAAGAAGUCAAAGCAGUACUGUGAAUUAUAUCACUUGGCAUCAGUAUUAUCUGAAUGGGCGAGAAGCUAUAGUUAAAGACUUUGUGAAUCCUCUCAUAUUUAAUUGGUUACCGGCACAAAUCAAAUCCAUGGGGGAAUUCAUCGCUGCAUCAGGGAAAAAUGUUUCUAUGUGGCUGUCGGAAACCAGCACUGCGUAUGGAGGAGGAGCGCCCGAAUUAUCCGACAGAUUCGUAGCCGGAUUUCUGUGGCUGGAUAAAUUGGGCUACAGUGCUAGCGCGGGAUUGAACGUCGUCACUAGACAGUCACUAUUCGGUGGAGAUUACGCUAUGAUAUCGCUGAACCUUACGCCAAAUCCCGAUUGGUGGGUCAGCGUCUUUUAUAAGCAAUUCGUAUCGGAGAAAGUCCUGAAAUUGCUCACGUCUGACAAUUUCGGUUAUGUACGACUUUACGCGCAUUGCACGCCGAAAGAAGCUCGGAUCGCCAGAGUGCCGGCGGUCACAAUUUAUGGAAUGAAUAUGGACAAGAUCGCAGUUCAUAUAAAUAUUCCAGAAGUUGUACACUCUGGUAAAAUUGUGAAGAUAUUCUUUUACUCUUUGACCGCCGACAAUCUUCAAUCAAGCGAGAUAAAAUUGAAUGGCAAAGUAUUGAAGCUGCAGCCGAACGGAGACCUACCGCCGUUUCAAUCUAUAAUAUUGGAUCCUACGUAUCCUGUGAUCUUACCACCGUAUUCCAUGGUAUUUAUGAUAAUUCACGGUAUCGAUAUUCCAGUCUGUGAAUGAAUUGUCAAAGAAUUGUCACGAAUCUCAUUUUUACGCGACGUUUAUAUUCUGUAUAUAUCUUUCUUAUACAUUAUAUUAAAGAUUUAUAUAUAUAUAUAUAUAUAUAUUGUAGCUUAUAUAUUACAUAUUUUUACAAAUUCUUAUUAAUAAGUAAGCCGCUUAUAUAAGCGUGAGUACCAUUUUCUGAAGGCGCUUCCUUGGCUAAAAUUUUAUCUGUCUAUUGUAUAACAGCUUUUAGUUUAUGAUCUGUUUUACUUUGUUACUUUUCUCAAAGAUAAUAAAUAUUACAAUGCGCUGUAC
Molecule: messenger RNA, 1899 nt
Organism: Formica exsecta
Lineage: Eukaryota; Metazoa; Arthropoda; Insecta; Hymenoptera; Formicidae
Product: heparanase-like
Exons: 6
Coding region: 1-1599 (532 amino acids)
Cellular component (GO): extracellular matrix; membrane
Molecular function (GO): hydrolase activity, acting on glycosyl bonds
Source: RefSeq, a predicted model, not a curated record